ACGUGACGGGCCGCGGUGUUUUCUCCCUUGUGGUGACCGUUCCCCCGCAGUCGCCAUUUUGUCGGGGGAGAACUGCCGAGCGAGAGCUGCCGCAGCGUCCCCCCCCCCGCCAGUCCGUCCUGCUCUCACACGAUGCCGGGUGCGGGGCCCCGGGUGUCCUCAGUCAGCAUCCGCUAAGUCUCCCGCACCCACGGCCGAGAGUCCCGCCAGCUCCCCUCAUCGCCGCAGCCUGACAGACAAGAUGUCGGGGGUCGAGGCCCGUGAAGACGCGUGUCGGGAUUACCAGUCGUCCCUGGAGGACCUGACGUUCAACAGCAAGCCCCACAUCAACAUGCUGACCAUCCUGGCCGAGGAGAACGUGCAGUUCGCCAGGGACAUCGUCACUCUUAUCGAAGCUCAGAUCGCCAAGGGGCCUAGCACUGAGAAGCUUCCAGUCAUGUACCUCAUGGAUUCCAUUGUUAAAAAUGUCGGAAGAGACUAUCUUGCAGCGUUUGCUAAAAACAUAGUUUCCACGUUUAUAAAUGUGUUUGAAAAGGUGGAUGAGAACACAAGGAAAAGUUUGUAUAAAUUACGUUCGACGUGGGAUGAGCUUUUCCCUCAAAAGAAAUUAUAUGCACUUGAUGUGAGGGUCAACCAAGUAGACCCAGCAUGGCCUGUCAAACCUUUACCCCCAAAUGUGAAUACAGCUAGCAUCCAUGUGAAUCCUAAAUUCCUAAACAAACCGGAGGAAGCCCCUGCAUCUCCCGUUCCGGUGCCAAAACCUGUUCCUCGCGUACCACCUGUUCCUGCUGAGGUACAGAAGCCACUUGUGUCACAGGAGCAGAUGAUAAGGCAGCAAUUGCUGGUGAAGCAAAAACAGUUAUUGGAACUUCAGCAAAAGAAGCUGGAGUUAGAAUUGGAGCAAACAAAGGCUCAGCUGGCGAGCAGUAUUUCAUCUUCAGUUCCUGCAAAGCCUCCUGUUGCUCCAGAAAUUCCACAUGCGCCAACUAAGGCUCCACAGCCUACCUCUACACAUCCUGAGAAGAAUAAGACGUCUGUACCCUCUCAGCAUCACAUCAAGCCUCAAGUGCCAACCAGAGACCCUCGACUUAACCGAGGGACUCCACAUUCAACGCAUUCUAAAGACCAGUCUCAUAAAAAAGAGAUCAAGAACAGCACGUUAAUUGCACCAGACUCUAAGCCUUUGAAACCUGCACCAAACGACAGAGUAAGUUCGUCGUCUAAACAAGAAAAGACAAAGUCAAGUGAAAAAGCACCUAAAAAAGAAUCUCUGCACACAGAGCUAAAAUCAAAGUCUCCCUCACCUCUGAAAGCGAAGUUCCCAAAGGAUAGUAAGUCCCAAGGUGCUGAUGGCCCAAGAGAUGCAGAUUUAAGUAGAAGAGAUCCAAGGUUACGCAAACACCUCCGUGACAAAACUGAUGACAAACCUGAGGAAAUAAAGGAGAAAAGAAAAAGUACAGAGAAAAGGGAGGAUCACAAAUCCACGGAACAUCGACCGUCUGCAAACAGAAAUAAGCUGGCUAAUGGAGUGGUGCUGAAAACGGACUCCGGCGUGAAUGAUGGUGAUAAACAAGUUAAUAAACUGGGGAGAAUCCCUAAUCGAAAGAGGUCACGAUCUCGCUCUCCAAAGUCUCGAUCACCAGUACACUCGCCCAAGAGGAGAGAGAGGCGGUCAUCACCAAAGAGAAGGCUGAGAAGCUUGUCUCCCAUUCCCCCUCUUCCUCCUCCUACUCCUCUCAUGAAAAUAGGCAAGUUGCGUCCUCCUGGAGGUAAACAGUCUCAUGCAGGUGACUUUCCAGCAAGUACACGUGAUGACCGGAGUAAGAGAAGUCUUAAGACUGAUGUCCGAGACAAUAGACGACAAAAGAAAACGUCAGAGGAGAGACAGCAGGACUCUGCACUUCAUAUAUCUGCCAAGUCCAGUCUAGAACCGAAAGAGAAUGUGGAAAACUGGCAAGGAUCUAAACCCAGCAAAAGGUGGCAGCCUGGGUGGGAAGAAAACAAAACCCUACAAAAUGACCACCAUCAAAGCACAAGAACUCCACAUCUAAGGCGUCGGGACAGUUGGCCUAAUAACAAGGGCAUUCUAUCUCCUCGAACACCAAAGCAACAGCCGUGGUUAAGCGUUGAUGCUGACCUAAAGAUCCCUAAGGAGUUAACUAGUGCAAGCAAGGGAGAAUUGCUUGAAAAGGCCAAUGAGCGAUUGGCGUCUGGGGAAAUUUCACAGGAAGAAUUCCUUGUUGUGGCUCAUCAAAUUCGGCAACUCUUUCAGUAUCAAGAAGAAAAACUCCGGUGCAGUGUGUGGGACAGUCCCACGGAGGAUGUCAAAGGAGGGCUGCAAAAGAAACCCCUUCUUUCCAAUGCUGAAUUGAAUUACUACCAGCAUAAAGCCAAGCUGAGAAGAACACAGGUUCAACAUAACUUCUUAGAGCAAGGAUUCAUGGAUAUGGAUGUGGAGGAUAUGAUUCUUGGUUGUAAUGACGUUGAGCACGAUGGUAGAAGACCAUGCAAUUUAUCUGAAAGUAGUGAUCUGUUUCCAGACGGCGUCCGACGUCCUUCUCCGGUGUUGGGAGCAAGAUCUCACGAGGAUGACCUCGGCCAUGAAAGUCACAGAAGAUCAGAUGAUUUGAGAGAACUAUCUACACUUGGUUUAAGAGAAGAGCAGAGACCCUCCUGCAAUGAACGAUAUUCUCACAAAAGAUCUAGAUACAAUGAUUCUGAGCAGGCCACUUUUGUAGACAAUACACCAUUAGGAAAAGAGAACUUACAGCAUGGUAGUUUGCUUGAGGAACGCAGACCGCUGCUCGAUGUCCCAACGCACUUACCUGGUAAUCGAGGAGAUGGCCAUGGUGGUAAGGUAUUUGAAGAGUCCUCCACCGUUUUGAAUGUUAGAGAAAGUUCUCCUGCACAACCAUGCUCCCUGUUUGAUGGUGCACCAGUUAAUCAAGUUGGAGGUCAGCACUUUGACACCUUAAAAGGACAGCCAGUGGAUACCCAUUUUGAUGCUGUGGCGGGUAACUUGGCUGAUGCUACCAGGUUUGAAAAUAUUGGACAACCGGUCAAUUUACAGAGUCACACUAUGCAUAGGUUUGAAGGAGUGCCAAAUCAAAUGAUUACUAAUAUGCCAAUGAACACUCAAAGAAUAGAGGGUCCUCAAGGUAAUCUUUUAGGUCCACAGAGAUUUGAUGGUGCUCCUGGCCAACAGUUGGGUCCACCACGCUUUGAGGGUGUGCAACCAUUGGACCCUCAGAGGUUUGAAGGUGGCCUAGGACCAAAAAGGUUUGAUACUGGACUGCAAAAUUUUGAUGGGCAUCAAAGAUUUGAAGGAGGCUCAGGUCCCCAAAGGUUUGAAGGAACUCAAAGAUUUGACAGUGGCUUAGGGCCCCAAAGAUUUGAAGGUCCACAAAGGUUUGAAGGUAGUUCAGGGUCUCAAAGAUUUGAUCAACAAAGAUUUGAAGGCUCACCCAGGCCACCAUUACUGCAACAAAGGUUUGAAGGAGGACCGUGCCCACCCAUUAGAUUUGAACAACCAAUGGGGCAGCCAAUUAGAUUUGAUGCUGUUGCUGUUAAACCUAUGGGCCCAAUGAGGUUUGAUGGACCACACAAUCCAAGGUUUGAUGGGCCUCCUGGUCCAAGGUUUGAGGGUCCUCUCGGUCCAAGGUAUGAUGGACCUCCGGGCCCGAGGUUUGAUGGUCCGAGAUUCGAUGGACCGCAUGGUCCAAGAUUUGACGGUCCCCAUGGCCCAAGAUUUGAUGCAAAUCAACCUCCACGGUUUGAUCAUAGAUCUAAUACGCAAGCUUUAAUGAGGUUUGAUGGACCGAUGGGGCAAGGUGGACCCAGAUUUGAAAAUGCACCAGUUAACAGAUUUGAAAGCCAAGCACCUAUCUUACCAAGAUUUGAUGGUCUAACUGGACAGCCUUCUCAAAGAUUUGAUGGCCCUCCUGGACACCAGACACCUCCAAGAUUUGAUGCACCAAUGCAAAUACAGCCACGGUUUGAUGGACCUAUACCACAAAGGUUUGAUGGCCCCAAUCAGCAGCCACGGUUUGAGAGGCCUGUUGGACACCAAGGACCACGAUUUGAUAAUGUAAAUCAUCCGCCCAUUGGACAAAAUGCUCCACCAUACUCACAAACUGGUCCAUUUGUUGACCCUCAGAACAUAUUUCCUGGGCAACCACAAGGUAUGCAAUUUCAAAGACCAGAUCAAAGAUUUGACAUGCCACAAGGGCCAGGGUUUGCUGGGCCUCCUGCACCUGGAGUGCAGUGCUUCCCCAACCAACUUCCUAGGCCAUCUGCACCUUAUUUUGAGGAUAAAAAUCAACAAGGACCUCCAUUUGGAAACUUCAACAUGCCUGGAAAUAUGCAAUCAAACCCACCAUUCCUGCCUAUUGGUGGUGUUUCCCAACAAGCUCCGUUUAAUCAGGAACCAUUAAUAUCCUCAGCACAAGCACCUAAUACUGGAGUAUUUGUUAAUCACCAACCAGGUGCUUCGUUUCCUAAUCCUGAAAAUCACUUGGGUCAGCUGGAUGUUAAUGAAUUGUUCUCAAAACUGCUUUCCACGGGAAUUCUCAAAGUGUCACAGGCUGAAACUUCUUCCUCUCAAUCAACCGAAAACUCUACAAAGCCUGCACCGGAGGAGGAAGAAGAGGAGGAGGCAGUGGAGGAGGAGGAGGAGGAAGAAGAAGAUCCCACAGAGGAUCAAGAUGUUCCUGACUUAACUGGCUUCGCUAUGGAUGUUCUCAAACAGCGUUACGACAGUGUUAUAAACCGGUUAUACACUGGCAUCCAGUGCUAUUCAUGUGGCAUGAGGUUUACCAAAUCUCAGACUGAUGUAUAUGCUGACCAUUUGGAUUGGCAUUAUCGGCAAAACCGAACUGAAAAGGAUGUCAGUAGAAAAAUAACCCACCGGAGGUGGUACUAUAGCUUGAGGGAUUGGAUAGAAUUUGAAGAAAUUGCAGACUUGGAAGAAAGGGCUAAGAGUCAGUUCUUUGAGAGAGUACAUGAGGAGGUCAUACUAAAAACUCAGGAGGCUGCGAAGGAGAAGGAAUUUCAGAGUGUGCAAGCUGGUCCUGCCGGAGCCGACGAGAUCUGUGAGAUUUGCCAGGAGCAGUUUGAACAGUAUUGGGAUGAGGAAGAGGAGGAAUGGCAUCUAAAGAACGCCAUGCGUGUAAACGACAAGAUUUACCAUCCUUCAUGCUUUGAAGAUUAUAAAAAUACGUCCUCCUUUUUAGACAUCACACCAUCCCCUAGUAAAACACUCCUAGAAAACCCACUGAGUGCAAUGUUAAACCUGGUUAAGGAGGAGGUGGUAGACCCUCCCGAUGCCGCAGUUAAAGUAAAGGAGGAGCCGACUGAUUUUGCCGCCACAAGUUGUGGUGACAGCAUACCUUUGUUAACGGAGAUCAAACCAGAGCCCGCCGAACCCGUGUAACUUCUCCAGUGCUGCCGUAACAGUUAACGUCUGCAAAGGCUAAGGAACUGUCUCCGACCUGUAACCUGGGCAGGGUCCGUGGUUGCAGUUAUGGUUACUGAAUACAUUUUUGUAUUUGAAUUUUCUUAUGUCUGCACAGUUUAAUGUGUAAACCUUCUGUAGAUGUGUGCAGAGAAAGAGGUGUUGUAAAAAUUUUCACUUGACUGUAAAUUAUAAAUAAAAAUAUUUUUGCUAUA
Pseudophryne corroboree (corroboree frog) is the source of this 5667-nucleotide messenger RNA. It is a transcript of the gene PCF11, whose product is annotated as PCF11 cleavage and polyadenylation factor subunit. The record is from RefSeq and is a predicted model, not a curated record. Gene Ontology annotation, biological process: termination of RNA polymerase II transcription. NCBI's taxonomy places the organism in Eukaryota, Metazoa, Chordata, Amphibia, Anura, Myobatrachidae. Gene Ontology annotation, molecular function: mRNA binding; RNA polymerase II complex binding. The transcript has 16 exons. Bases 242 to 5431 code for a protein of 1729 amino acids. Gene Ontology annotation, cellular component: cytoplasm; mRNA cleavage factor complex.